GACGUCAAUGGAGAUUAGAAACUAGAAUGGUCUCCCUUACCACAAUGGCUGCGGUUGUAAAUAAAAAUAUUUGAUUUUGUUUUGUAAUUUUUAUAUUUAUAGCUUGUUGGUGCAAAAUAUACCAAUUAUCAAUGAUAUAUAAUUGCUGGUAUUUUAAGAAUGGAUACAGCGUCCAUUGUAGUUGGUACUUGUCUGAUGAAAUGUCCACAACCAGAAAUAGAAAUGAGGGAGAGAGAAGGAUUACUGCACCAUUUCGAAAUUGUUGAAGGCCAGGAACGUUUGAAAAGGCCAAAAUGUGUAAUAGACAGAAUGGUGAAGGAAUACAAGAGGCCUGCAGCUGGUCAAGAUGUGGCAGAUCCAGAAACACUGAGACCAGUACCUGUUUUGCAUCAAACAAUAGACUAUCUUUAUAGCAUUGUGACUAGACCUAAUUCAGAAUGGUAUCAUAUUUAUGACUAUGUAUUUGAUAGAUUACGGGCUGUAAGACAAGAUAUAGUUAUACAAGAUAUACAAGGUUUAGAUGCUAUAUCGUUACUAGAAAAAAUCGUACGAUUCUAUGUUUUAGCUGUUUACAGAAUGGGAAAUAAGAUAACUCCAUCGUUCGACCCAACAAUAAAUAACCAACAUACACAGGAAUGUUUAAAACGACUUUUAUCAUUAUAUACUGAAGUUGAUGGUCCACAUAGUAAUCAGAUAGAGUUUGAAAGUAUUUAUUUAAUGUUUAAUUUAGGAGAUACAUCAGCUCUUCUUCAUUACUUGGAUUUACCAACGUUGAUAAGGAAUUAUCACCAUUUAAAGUUAGUAUAUUGUGCUAGUAUCAACUAUUUACUACAGAAUUAUGUGAAAUGUUUACGACAAAUAAAAAAACUAACCAAUGUUUUAUGUCUGUGUGCCGCACAUCGACACCUGUGUAAAAUCCAACAAAGUAGUUUGUAUAUAAUGAGUGUGGCUUAUGGCAGUAAAAACUGUAAAUAUCCAACAUGUAGUCUGGAAGAUUUACUGUGUUUUAACUCACAAGAUGAAGUAGAAAAUACACUUGAAAAAUGUGGUUUACCAGUUAAAGAUGGUAGUGUUUGUUUCCAGAAAUCUCUCUUUAAACAAGAAGACAAGGUGUCAUGGAAACCAUGGCAACAAUUGGAGAAUUUAUUGAAUCGCUGUAAUUUAACUGGUAUCCUCCUUGGAAAAUCAGACAGAAUACCGCUACCAGAUAUAUCAAAUCUUUCUUUUAACGACAGAUGAUAGCACAUUUGUAUUUCAUCUCAUUAUCACUUUAAAUUAUUUACAGAUUUUUAUACAUUACAUAUUUUCAUGAUGAUAAAUAACCAAAAAUGAAAUGUCUUUCAACAGAUCACAUAAUGAAUUUAUUUUAUAUCAAAAUCCAUAUACUGGAAUCAUUAAAUGUAUUGACAGCCAUUUUAUUUUUAUUUUAAAAUUGAUUUUUAAUGGACACUACAUUGAAAUUUUAGUAUUUUAGUGCUUAAAUAUUUUAUGAAUUAUUUUAUUCUGGGAAUAGAAUUUUUAUAGUACUGUUAUUUGAUAA
Patella vulgata (common limpet) is the source of this 1540-nucleotide messenger RNA. Its product is annotated as SAC3 domain-containing protein 1. The coding region runs from base 160 to 1239 and encodes 359 amino acids. The record is from RefSeq and is a predicted model, not a curated record. Lineage: Eukaryota; Metazoa; Mollusca; Gastropoda; Patellidae. Gene Ontology annotation, biological process: centrosome duplication; spindle assembly. The transcript has 8 exons. Gene Ontology annotation, cellular component: centrosome; spindle; nucleus.